GAAGGAAGCAACAGAAAGUUUGCUCAAUAACAGAACCUCAGUAAAAUGAGCCUGAGUGGUAGAUCAAGGGCUUGCAAUGUUGGACAUCUAAAGCCCCAGCUGUCCAGCAAUGAAGUGGUAUCAGGCAGGACAAUACAGUCUGAUCUGCGCAAACAUUACUACAUGAUCAGUAUGUCAAUGUCCCCUGCAGUGGUGGAACAGAUUGCGUACUCCCUGUACAGCGCCCGGAUUCUCAACCAAUACGAACUUAAUGUCGUUAUUUCUAAGACUGAAAUGCUCUGCAAGGCAUCCGAGCUACUUUCUGCUGUCAUCCGGAAGGGGCAGAAAGCCUGUGGCAUCUUUCUCCAGGCUCUUAAAAUGUGUGACCCUCGUCUCAGUGAACAACUAGUCAGAGAACACGUUAAUUCUACUAGUAAAAUUCCAACAAGUUCAUUAAUGAGGCCACCUUCUUACACAGUACCGACCCCAGUGGUAUGCAAGGUCUGCAUCUGCAACUCAAGUCUGAACAACUGCACCUUUGGUUCGGGCAACAAUGUGUCCAUUAUGACAACCACGCCAUUAUCCAACUUCAAGAACUUUGAGGAGCCAGCCACGAAUAUAAGAAAUGUCAUUGAUACAACGUCCACGUCCUGCACGUCCAGCAUUUUCCAACAACACAGACACAAACAGCAUGGAAACCAUCCAAGCUGACAUCGAAAUCGUCAGAUCCUAAAUUAAGAAAUAUAACCAUUGGAGAAAGUAAUGUAUUCACAAUGGUGGAAGAAUCACCAAUGAAGAUGAUAAUGAGAAGGAACUGGGAGAAGAGUUGGAAGGAAAUGACUGCAAGGAGAAAGUAUACAAUGAACAGUCAGCAACGAUAUUGGUAGCCAAAAGUGCUGCACAAAAUUGAAUACAGUAAGAUGAAGUUCUGUGGGAGCACGAAAUAUUGGAAGCGGAGAGAGCCAGUGAAUGCCAACUGGUGGUUAUAACAGCAUAGAGAGCUCAGCAGGCUCCAGACUUGGGUUUUUUAAUCUUCACAGUUAAAUCUGACUAUAAAUUACUCUGUUAAAGCUGAUUUGCUAUUAUUCCUCAAAAUCCCAAUUU
Molecule: messenger RNA, 1083 nt
Organism: Pristis pectinata (smalltooth sawfish)
Lineage: Eukaryota; Metazoa; Chordata; Chondrichthyes; Rhinopristiformes; Pristidae
Product: caspase-1
Exons: 6
Coding region: 46-690 (214 amino acids)
Biological process (GO): regulation of apoptotic process
Source: RefSeq, a predicted model, not a curated record